This is a messenger RNA of Sphaeroforma arctica JP610, 2091 nucleotides long. RefSeq lists its product as hypothetical. The record is from RefSeq and is a predicted model, not a curated record. Bases 1 to 1842 code for a protein of 613 amino acids. Lineage: Eukaryota; Ichthyosporea; Ichthyophonida. The transcript has a single exon.
AUGCAACGGCUCAAUUUUGAGCCCUCCAGUGGUUCCGCACCAUCAGCGGAUAUUCUAUCACCAAAACAUUCGGCACAAAGAAUGCUGAGUGGUCCACAUAGGCGUUCUCAUGCAAAUCCCAAUCCAUUUCCCCAACCUAAAGAUGGUUCGAAAUACUCUUCGCGUAGUAAUGCUAGGGGGCAUCUGUCGGAGGCAUCACGUAUGCGUGACUCACAGAUGGAUAGACAGGAUAUGCAUGCACAAGAUACUGAAAGAGCAAUGAAACCUACACAACAACAACGAAUGAGUAGUAAUCCUGCAUACACUAGCUCAGCGAAGAACAGGUACAACAAUGACGCCCACAGGCCCGAGCCUCCACCGCCUCCCUCCUAUUCAAGUACGUACCACGAGUACGAUCGAAGUCAGCAUGCGAGUGUGCCCGGCGCACAACGACCACGCACACAGCAGGUGGUCAAAACACCCAUUGACGGCGACCACCAAUGGGUAUUCUAUGGUCAUGAAGGAGGAAAUCAGCCGGUCAAGAUACAACCACAUCCUGCACCUCCACCCCUACCACCCCCACCCCCGCCGUCUCAGCAACUAUCUACACAACCACCCCUUAGGCUCAUCAGAGCUGCGAUUAGCUCGAAAACGAUUACUGACCGCGAUGGUACUGGAUCUGUUCGAAACGAUACCCUUUCGUCGACUGGUUUAAGGGGAAAGAGUAGGCGGUCUCAGAAAAAAGGCCCAACUCAAACAGUCCAGAACAAGAUGAAGAUGUUCCAGUAUCACUGGAAGAUCGACAAACCAAUGGUCAAUUCGUUUCCCUUAACCGUAGCUCCCCACUCAAGCCAAGGUCAGGAAUCAGUCCAAGGACGCUCUCAUGCACAAAACCAACACCAAGAACAACUGAAAUACGCAGCGACACAUCUCCAGCCACACAGAUCGCGAUCACCGCACCCACGUACCGUUAGUAGAGGUGAACAGUUCAUGAACGAGGCCAGUGAAACAUACGAUCAACCUGGUAGCACAUUGGAGGUUGUACGUCCACGAGCGUCUAUUUAUACUCGUCCCGAGUCACCUUAUGCGCGACCACCUGGCACAUCUCACUCUACAACGAAACCGGUAGCCAUACAACAUCGUCUUAGGCCAGAGGACAACUCCGGCAACUACAGCACUAGCUUUUCAGAUACUAAUAUUACGUACAAAGCGUCUCUGGAACACACAGAUUAUGAGAAAGAGCGCCCAACGGGCGGCACGGCAGUAAGGUUGGGAGCGUCUGCUCCAGAAUACAAGCAAGGGCUUCACCCAAAGCUACUGAUUAGGUAUGCUUCGAGUAAUGAGGGAGAAGAUAUAUACCAAGACAAAGAUAGGCCGCCUAGCCGGCAUUCGAGCUCUGACUAUAUUGAAGGUGAUGAGAGAGGGUCCAGGUCGGAGUACAAUGCAGAAUCGGAUGUGAAUCCAAAUGCAAACGGGGAUGAACCUAUGACACCGCUGCAGAUGUUGCUGAUAUCUGUGGAUAGACAGUUGGUGAUAGAGGGGCAGAUGCUCGUCGAAGCAUCUGACAGCGCCAAGUCCUGUCGCGGAUCCAGAUCAACGCACAGCAGCUUCAAUCAAGAAGUACCGCCUGAAGUACCAUCAGCAGUCCGAAAUUCAGAUGGAGUGAGCGAUCGAGGCCCAAUCGGCGGAGUUCCCAAAGUACGAGACAGGCGGACACCCACCGGCGCUCACAGGCACAGACGGGCUCCGUCGAGCAAAUUGGCCACUACAGUGCCACACGAGGUGCUAUUGCCCAUCCAAAGUCAAAGUGAAGGAGAACAGAAGCGCAGUAGUGGGAGUGGCAGUGAAACGGACUCUAUGUGAUUUAAUAGAAGUCCUAGAGAGUUUCGAUCACUUACGCCUCGAUAAGUAGGUGUUACACCUUAUCUAGAUUUGAACGAAUAUGUAGGAUGCCUCAAAUUUAAAGAAUAGAGUUUACAAGUUUUAAUGUACUUUGUUGAUGAUGAUUGAGCUAUACACGACCUCAAAGAAUUGCCAAGUGCCAAUAACGGUACUUAUAAUCCAGCGAACUCAACUAACAGAUCUGAAUAUAAAUGUUGCUACCUUGGGAAU